GGCGGGGCAGAAGCCCCGGGCCCCAGCGCGCACAAACGGGAAGUCCCCCCCACCUCUGGGCUCCACCCCCUGAAGGACCCCCGUGUGGCCCCAGCAGAGAGCCCGCAGCCAGAGGGAAUGGCGCCCGGGACCCCGAGGCCCCCCUCCCAGGAAAGGGUCUGUGUAAGCCUGACAAAGCCCAAAGAAGGUCCAAGAUCCAAAAGGAUCCAGGCCUGGUCUCACAAUCAGAUGCCAGAUGGCUCAGGAUCACCAGGAACUCAGCAGAUAUCAACCAGCCAGCAGGGAAGCAGGAUAACAGCAGCAGGAGCACAAGCAGGAAGUCCCCCCACCUCCGGGCUCCACCCCCUGAAGGACCCCCCUGUGGCCCCAGCAGAGAGCCCACAGCCAGAGGGAAUGGCCCCCGGGACCCCGAGGCCCCCCUCCCAGGGGUCAGUAACCCUCAAAGAUGUGGCCGUGUACUUCACCCAGGAGGAGUGGCCCUUAUUGGACCAUUCUCAGAAAGAGCUGUACCUGGAGGUCAUGCUGGAGAAUGUGCAGAAUCUACUCUCUGUGGGUAAGGACCAUUUCUUCUGUUAUCCCUGA
Messenger RNA from Gracilinanus agilis (Agile Gracile Mouse Opossum), 582 nucleotides. RefSeq names its product zinc finger protein 69-like. Gene Ontology annotation, biological process: regulation of DNA-templated transcription. The coding region runs from base 118 to 582 and encodes 154 amino acids. The record is from RefSeq and is a predicted model, not a curated record. The transcript is spliced from 5 exons. Lineage: Eukaryota; Metazoa; Chordata; Mammalia; Didelphimorphia; Didelphidae.